AAUCACGCGUGAAGUGUUUCAUAAGAAUAAUUCUAUGUGCAGUUAACAACAGCAACAAAAAUAGAAGAUUGUUCGGAAAAUAUACACCCUGUAACUUCAUUAUAUUUUGUUUUGAAUUACCUUCGCUUGUUUUUGUGGGAAAUGUCAUUGAUUUUAGAGAGUUGCCAAUGUGUGUUCAUGCGGAGAGUUUUUGGUAUUUUGAAGCUAUGGUAUUUGUUGAUACGAGUGUUUAAAGAAAAUUAAUUAUAUUACAGAAUUAAUUCAAAAUUCCAGUUGAAACUUUUAUUUUGUAAUAUAAGUAAUUUUUUAAGAGAAAAAUGUGUGAGAAUGAAAUGUGAAUCGUGGAUGCCUUUACAAAAAUGAUGACCCAUCAAAGUAAAUUACCAUUGGCAACACUGUUUUAAUCCAAACGAAAUUGUUGCCUAGCGCAUUUUUAUUCGUGCUUCGUGUUCUUUUAUUUUGUUUUGAAACGACACAAGGAGAAAAUAAUUAAAACUUGUGUCUUUGAAAAAAAGCAUUUAAAGACAAGUAACAGUGUUUAAAAUAAAUAAUAUAGAACAAAUAUGAUGACCAUAAGUACCAACAACUAAACAUUACUUAAUGCUUCCUGAUCAUCUGCCCAAAGGAUCAAGCAAGCAGGGUGAUCUUUGAGAAGAAAUCCGCAUUGACGGAAAUCUAUAUAUUAAAAAGAAUAUAUAGUGUAAAAUUAAAUUAAGUCUGUAAGAAAAAACACAGGAGCAAAAGAAAAACUCAACAACUGACCCGACUACUCCACCGCUAUCAUGAGUCGUUACCAGAAUAGUGUUAGCAAAACAUCUUCGUCGUAUAACAACUAUUCCAACAGUACCACAAAUUCAAGUAACUAUAAAAAAAUGUCCAAUCGCCGGCAAGUGGAUCACGAGAGUGGCUACUAUGAGGAUAUUUCAGAGGACCCCUAUGGCUAUGGGGGAGGUGGUGGCAAUAAGCGCAUAAGACAACGUUCAAAUGACAUGGCCGCCAAGUACAACAAACGUCAGAAAAUCAAUAAUGCUGGCGUGGGCAUUAACCUAACCAAAACCGCAUCAAGAGAUAUAUCCUCUUCCACAACCUCUAAUCGGCAUGCCAGUCAUUCAAACAACAACAACAAUAAUGUCUAUGAAAAUCACACCGAUCAACGUAAAGUUUCUUCAUAUCACUAUCAAAACUCCAUUAUGAAUUCCCAGGGCAAAGCCAGGGAUUACACCAAUAAUAAUAAUGCCCAAAACAACAAUAACAACAACAUUAACAUAAAGAAUAUACAAAAAAAUAAAAAUCCAAUUUCGAACAGCAAGAUCAGCUCAAGUGCCAACUACAAUCACAAUAACAACAUCUACAGCAGCAACAGCUAUCAUCAAACGAAUGCGAAAAAUCCAAAAUCCUCUGGAUCUGAUGAAAUUGUUGAAGUUCCCGACAGUGAUGGUGAUGAGCCAAAGUCUAAAGCUGUAUCCUCCUCCACCUCCACUUCAAAGACAAAUAAAAUAAAAAAUGGCAGUGUCAACAGUAAUAACAGUGGAAAGUUCAAGACGGCUAGUAGUGGCGGUGGUGGUGGCGGCGGCGGUGGUGGUGGCGUUCCUACCUUUAUUGUCAAUGGCAGCAGCAGUGGCAGUAACAGCAAUCACUCCCUUCAGAACUAUGAAAAACAACAGGCCUCGGGUUCCAAAGCCACGGCAAAUGGCACUAGCGGUGCAGCAGUUGGUGGAGGUAGUUCCAGUAAAACACAUGCAGAUUCAAAUAAAAAGGCUGGCGAUACCACCGCAGAUAAUGGCCAAAAUAAUUCAAGUUCUGAUACGGAACGUUUGCAACGUGAAAUUGAGGAAGUUACCCAAGUUCCUACCAAUUAUGUUGUUAAACAGGAUGAGCAAGUGGACUUGUCGCACUUUAAGCUCAUACGAGUACUUGGCACAGGAGCUUAUGGUAAAGUUUUCCUGGUCCGCAAGCUCAAGGGCAAAGAUAAGGAUCAAUUGUAUGCCAUGAAAGUGCUCAAGAAGGAUACCGUUGUACAAAAGAAGAAAACUGCCGAGCACACCACCACCGAACGACAGGUUCUCGAGGCAAUACAACAAAGUCCGUUUCUUGUCGGUCUACACUAUGCCUUUCAAACCGAUUCAAAACUCUAUUUGGUUUUGGACUAUGUGAGUGGCGGUGAGCUUUUCACGCAUUUGUAUAAGGCCGAACAUUUUUCCGAAUCCACGGUACGUGUUUAUAUUGCCGAAGUGGUUCUUGCCCUGGAACAUCUACACAAAUUGGGCAUUAUUUAUCGUGACAUUAAAUUGGAAAACAUCCUACUCGAUGGCCAGGGGCAUAUUGUCCUUGCCGAUUUUGGUCUUUCGAAAAUCUUUACACCCGACUCCGAUCAUCGGGCGCACAGUUUUUGUGGCACCCUUGAGUACAUGGCCCCGGAGAUAAUAAGAGCCGGUCCCAAUGGUCAUGAUUUGGCUGUAGAUUGGUGGUCUGUUGGUGUCUUAACCUAUGAAUUGUUGACGGGUGCUUCGCCCUUUACCGUUGUGGAACAACAAAAUUCCCAAAGUGAUAUAUCACGUCGCAUACAAAAAGUUGAUCCUGUACUACCUCCAACUCUGGGUGAACAUGUUAAAGACUUUAUUUUGAAAAUGUUACAUAAAGAUCCGAAGAAGCGUUUGGGUGGAAAUAGUCCGAAUGCCACCGAAAUUAAAAGUCAUCCAUUCUUUCGCGGCAUCAAUUGGAAUGAGCUGAAGAGUAAACGGCGAAAAGCUCCGUUUAAACCCGCCCUGGACAGUGAAGAUGAUACACAAAAUUUCAGUGAAGAAUUCACCAAGCAACCAGCUAUUGAUUCACCAGCGCCGGUACCAUCGAACACACAUCGUCUGUUUCGUGGUUAUUCAUAUGUGGCACCACAGCAUCGUAAACCUGUGCCAGAAUUUGAAAGUCAGCCGAACAACGGUUUGGAAUAUUGCAAUAAAUCUGUGCUGGACCCCAUGCCAGCACCCACUAACAUUGAACUCCGUGAUCUGUGUAGCAGCGGUGCCUUUGGCAAAUGUUAUCUCGGUUGGGAUGAGUCCAACAGAACAAUUGUUGCAAUUAAAGUAAUACCCGUAAGCAAAUAUAGACCCUCCGAAUUGGAUGCUUUGAUCUCAUGUGCCCAAGAUGGUCAUAAAUAUAUAGCGCAAUAUUUGGGAGCCUAUCGCAGUGGCUCAGAUAUAUGGAUUGUACAAGAAUAUGUACCUGGCUGUGAGCUUUCCGAUUUAAUUGUCCAACAUGAGGAGGGUAUGGACGAGAUGUCUUGCCUGAAUGUGAUCGUGCAUAUGUUGGAUGCCAUUCAGCAUAUACACAAGCGGCAAUUUAUCCAUGGGGACCUGAAACCGGAAAAUAUAAUUUUCGUUGGCGAUGAUAUGAGUGAAAGCAAACUGGUGGACUUUGGAGCUGCAAGCUAUCAUGGCGACCUGGAAUGCUGGAAUGAUAGGCCGCGUUUCACCAUAGACUAUGCGCCGCCCGAAAUGUUAGAGGAUCCUGAGAUGGGUACGUAUUCAAAAGCUGUGGAUAUUUGGUGUUUAGGUGCCACCUUGUAUACAAUGUAUAUGGGACAUUCACCCUUUCGGCGGGGCCGAGAGGAUCGCGCUGUUAGCGUGGAUGUACAUAGGCAACGGAUUUUAAAUGAAGACUUUUAUAUGGCAUCCCAACGCUGGCAAGAGGCCAGUGCAGAAUUACAAAGCCUUAUAAAGGGUUGCCUGGAAAAGGAUGUAACCAAAAGAUUAACACUCUUGGAUAUUGUCGAUCACAGCUGGUUCCAUAUUCUACACGAUAAUGUUCCGAAUGUGGAGGACAGUGAGGAAAUGCGAGAGCUUAAGUCUCCCUUGGAACACAUUAAAUAUGAGGCAACUGAAGAAAACGACGAAGAAGAAGAAGAAGUUGUUGGAGAAACAACGUUACAGGACACAGCAUCUGUAACACCAAUUGGUGUUUUAGAACAAACAGAGGAGGAUGCAACAGAUGUCGUUGACCUUAAGCUUGAAACCAUUAUUGAAGAGGAUGGCGUGGAGAUGGAGCAAAGUGUAGAACAUUACAAUCCAGAAGAUGUUAUACAAACCAUUGUUGCCGAAGAAACCAAGGAAUUACCAAGUAUUGGACUUGAUCAAAGUAGUACUGCUCAAAUCGAAAAUGUGGCAUCUGAUGAUAUUCAAACACAAGAAAACGUUCAAACCUCAGAUGAUAGUUGCUCGGAUUUGGAAGACUUCUGUGGUUUCAGUGAAAAUUUGUCACCCUCAACAACAAAACACCUCAAGGAACUGAUCAGUUUGUUGACCUCCUUAAGACGUUGCAAACGAUCAUAUAUGUCGGACAAUGUCAAACAAUUGCCUGCGGUAAAAACCGCCGAAAGAAAACUAACCAGCACGAGACAUUCGGCACGCAAUGUCCAACCACUGCAGAAUAGCUCGAAUGAAGCGAAUCGAAGAGCAACCAGGACCACCAGAGUUAACACAAAUGACAACAACAAACUAACCAAAUUAGACUCCAAGUCAUUAAAAAUAACACCGAGAAGUACUAAGAAACAACAGCAGCAGGCACAAACGGCUGUUAAAGCUGCUGCACUGAAAAAGGAACCCGAAACGCCGGUUUCAAUAAUCGUCGAAACUAUGGUGGAUGACAGUUUUCUGGGCUUCAGAGAUGCCCUGAAUUGCAAAACGAAAAUGCGUGCUUUUAAUUUAAUGUUACACCAUACUCAAGUGGCUUUAAAGCAUUUUAAUAUCGAAAGACGUGUAUAUAACAGGACCAGCAUUAGGAGUAGACAAAGUUUAGAGAAAAAACAACAACAACAACACAAAUCAUCUAGUACGACGCCACAAAAAGAUGAAGACGUAGAAGACGAAGAACAAAUAAUUAUUCCUGCCAAUGAAAAUAGUAGCAAACAUGAGGUGGUAGCGACAUCUACUGGCCGACGACAACCGGCCCGUAGUACACGUGCUCAGCGGGCGCGUUAUGUUUUCGAAUGAUUUUCGUGUAUAUUAAUUAUUAUGUUAUUCUCAGCUGGUCACUGCAUGCAUAUUACAGGGCAAUCUCUAAAUGAAAUGAGAAAUGAAAAAUAAGCAACACUAACAACAACAACAAACGUCUUGUGGGAAAAGUGCACUUAGGUCUUUUGCGAGGAGAAGUAGGGAUUUCUUUUUUGGGGAAUUUAAAUUUGAAUGAAAUUAAAAAAUAAACAAAAGCCAAUAAAUAGAUAACUAGGCAUAGGGAUUUUUUUUCGUUAGAGCAAAGUCAGGAUUGUAAUUAAAGGAGGAGUUAUAUUUCCAGAAUUUAGCGUUUUUAUACCCUACACCAAAAGGUGGUCAGGGUUAUGUUUGUGCAUUUGUUGGUAACAGGCAAAGGAAAUGAGAUAGACCCAUAAUUCUUUUUGGUGAUCUGCAUAGAGUCGAUUUAUGCAUGUCUGUCCGUCCGUCUGUCUGUUCAUGUAUUUUUGUAAGCUAAGUACAGGUCGAAUUUAUUGCCCGAUCCAGAUGAAAUUUUGCACAAAUCAUUUGUUUGACCUAAGGACGAAGCCUAUAGAAAUGGGAGAUAAUCGAACAAAAUUUAGCUAUAGCUCCCGUAUAUAUCUUUGUCCGAUCUGCCUUUGGAUUGUGCACCAAACGUGUAAUAUCAGUCCAAAUAGUAUGGAAUGUUGCGCAUACCAACAAAUUAGGCCUGAAAAUAAGUAUGCCAAAUUUUAUUGAAAUCGGUCCAAAUGUACCUAUAGCUUCCAUAUAUAUUGUUCGUCCGAUUUGUUGUUUUUCUCCUCCGCAGCCGGAAUAUGCACUCUGUAACAACGAUAUUUGGGGAAGUAUAGCAAAUACAAUUCAGAAAUACCUGUGCUAUAUUUUAUCGAAAUCGGUCCAAAUGUACCUAUAGCUCUCAUAUAUAUUUUCUUCGUCCGAUUUGUUAUUUUUGUCCUCCGCAGCCGUAAUAUGCACUCUGUAACAACGAUAUUUGGGGAAGUAUAUCAAAUACAUACCUUUUGCUAAAUUUUAUUGAGAUCGGUCCAGAUUUAGAUAUAGCUCACAGAUAUAUCUUCUUCCGAUUUGGCUUUUAUUGUGCACCAAACGUGGAAUAUUAGCCCCAAUUGGAUGGAAUUUGACACUUACGACCAAAUUGAGUCAAGAAACACGUAUAUCAAAUUUGGUGAACAUCGGUUGAGAUAUAGCUAUAGCUCCCAUAUAUAUUUUUUGUCCGAUUUCUUGAAUUUGUCUUGCUCAGCCGCAAUAAUCACGUCGUAGUAACGAAAUAUAUCAAAUACAACCUUAAAAUCAAUUUGCCAAAUUUUAUUGAGAUUUUUCAGAUUUGGAUAUAGCUACCAUACCAAUGCCUUGGCAAAUUUAGUAUAAAUCGAUUCAGAGGAUUUUAAGCCCUAUUUGGACUUUAAGUUAUAACCAUAAUCAUAAUUGGUAUGAUUUAGUUCUCACAAAUUUCCAUUAAAAAAACUUUUUUUUGUUAUGUGAAGCUAAGCUCUAAUAGAGCUUAGUGGUGUAGGGUAUCAUAAAGUCGGGCCAACGCCCGACUAUAAGACUUUCCUUUCCUGGUCUUAGUAUACAGAAUUAUCGAAUUGAGUCGUUUAGGUGGUCCAUAAUAAGUUGGUAAUAUAAACAAGAAAACUAUUUUGUUUGAUUAAAAUGUAAUUUAAAAAUUCUUUUGGAUAUUUUUCUGAACACAAAAUUAAGUUAUGAAACACAUAUGACUUGUCCACAUGUCUUGAAAUUUUUGGAAUUUUGUUUGAGUUCGAAUAGAGCCUAAGCCCUUCUUGGAAAUUUUGUUUACAAGUCUAGAUGUUGAUGAAAAACCUUUUUUUUUUGGACACAUAUGACUUUUGUAGAUGAUUUCAAAGUUUUAGAAUUUUUAGCCUAAGUCUUUUCUUUUGGAAACCUAAGUGCACUUAAUAUUGCAAAGAAGUUUGUAUGGGAAAAAGGCGUAUUUUAAAACACCCACACCCUUACAAAAGAAGAUAAAAAUAAAACGCCAAUUAGCAAAUAAAGACAAUUUCUUGUUGUCUUAGAUCGAUCUGAUAUUUCCUGCCCAGCCAAAUCCACACUUUCUUCAGACACACUUUGAUUUAAUACAGACAAAAAAAACACACACACAUACAUAAAUUAAAUAAUUAUUUACAUUAUGAUUUAUGUAUAUAUUUAAUAAAUAAUAACUAUAAAUAAAUUUUGUUACAACAUUCUUGUUGUAUACUACUAUAAUUCUAAUCUUAA
Musca domestica (house fly) is the source of this 7217-nucleotide messenger RNA. RefSeq names its product chromosomal serine/threonine-protein kinase JIL-1. Gene Ontology annotation, biological process: protein phosphorylation; regulation of DNA-templated transcription. The coding region runs from base 783 to 4985 and encodes 1400 amino acids. Gene Ontology annotation, molecular function: protein serine/threonine kinase activity; ATP binding. The record is from RefSeq and is a predicted model, not a curated record. The transcript has 8 exons. Lineage: Eukaryota; Metazoa; Arthropoda; Insecta; Diptera; Muscidae.